Arachis duranensis is the source of this 2117-nucleotide messenger RNA. Its product is annotated as glutamate--tRNA ligase, chloroplastic/mitochondrial. Gene Ontology annotation, biological process: glutamyl-tRNA aminoacylation. The transcript is spliced from 14 exons. Bases 93 to 1814 code for a protein of 573 amino acids. The record is from RefSeq and is a predicted model, not a curated record. Gene Ontology annotation, molecular function: tRNA binding; ATP binding; glutamate-tRNA ligase activity. NCBI's taxonomy places the organism in Eukaryota, Viridiplantae, Streptophyta, Magnoliopsida, Fabales, Fabaceae.
CACUUCUUUUCCUAUCUUGUUAGUUUGGCGCAGAACUCAGUUGAUUGAAGAAUACACAGAGAGAGUGUGAGAGAGAGAGAGAAUCAUAAGCCAUGGCCGCGUUGAUGAUGGUUGGUGCCACUGCUACAGUUACUCCCUGGGCGAAGGUGGUUGCUCCACCCAUCAUUCUCCAUCACCAUCGAAGAAUCACCGCCACCUUCUUCCUCCGAAGAGCUUUCUCACUCAAAGCUUCUUCUCUCUCUCAUCAACACCAAGAACCUUCACCCGUUCGCGUCCGUUUCGCGCCUUCUCCUACCGGUAACCUCCACGUCGGCGGCGCCAGAACUGCACUCUUCAAUUACUUGUUCGCAAGGUCCAAAGGUGGGACAUUUGUGUUGAGAAUUGAGGAUACUGACUUGGAGAGGUCUACCAAGGAAUCUGAGGAAGCCCUUCUUCGGGAUCUUUCAUGGCUUGGCCUUGGAUGGGAUGAAGGCCCUGGUGUUGGUGGGGAUUAUGGUCCAUAUAGGCAAUCCGAGAGGAACUCUUUGUACAAACAAUAUGCUGAGAAACUCCUCGAAUCUGGCCAGGUUUAUCGAUGCUUUUGUUCUAAUGAGGAACUAGAGAAAAUGAAGGAGGUUGCCAAAUUAAAGCAACUGCCUCCAGUGUACACAGGUAAAUGGGCCAAUGCAACAAAUGAGGAAGUAGAAGAAGAGCUGACAAAGGGAACUCCUUAUACAUAUCGGUUUCGUGUCCCCAAAGGAAAUUUAAAAAUUAAUGACAUAAUACGUGGCGAAGUUAGUUGGAGCUUGGAUACGCUUGGAGAUUUUGUGAUAAUGAGGAGUAAUGGUCAGCCUGUUUACAACUUUUGUGUAACAGUGGAUGAUGCUACCAUGGCUAUUUCCCAUGUUAUAAGAGCAGAGGAGCAUUUACCAAACACUCUAAGGCAGGCAUUAAUAUAUAAGGCUUUAGGUUUUCCCAUGCCUUAUUUUGCACAUGUUUCCUUGAUUUUGGCUCCUGAUCGGAGUAAAUUAUCAAAACGACAUGGUGCAACAUCAGUGGGUCAGUUCAGGGAGAUGGGAUACCUACCUGAAGCAAUGGUGAAUUACCUUGCAUUAUUAGGCUGGGGUGAUGGAACUGAAAAUGAGUUUUUCACCCUUAAUCAACUCGUUGAAAAAUUCACUAUUGAACGUGUUAACAAAAGUGGUGCUGUUUUUGAUUCCACGAAGUUAAGGUGGAUGAAUGGUCAGCAUUUAAGGGCACGGCCAUUACAGGAAGUGGCCCAACUUAUUGGAGACCACUGGAAGGCAUCUGGCUUACUCACAGUAUCAACAGGGCCUUUUGUUGAUGAGGCAAUUGAGCUGCUUAAGGAUGGAAUUGACUUGAUACCUGAUGCAGAUACGGCGCUUUCUAACUUGCUUUCUUAUCCAAUACAUUCUACUUUACAAAGCCAUGAAGCAGAAUCAGUCAUACAAGACAAUCUCUCCAAUUUUUUUGUCAGCCUGUUGGCUGCCUAUGAUAAUGGUGAGCUGGUAGCUGCACUUGAAGAAGGCCAUGAUGGUUGGAAAAAGUGGGUGAAAGCAUUCGGUAAAUCCCUUAAGCGCAAGGGGAAAUCUCUUUUCAUGCCUCUCCGACUUCUGUUGACUGGAAAACUCCAUGGACCGGAUAUGGGAGCUAGUGUGGUAUUGCUCUAUAAAGCUGGAACUACUAGCAUUGUUGCUCCUGAAGCUGGCUUUGUGACACUCGAUGAAAGAUUUAAAAUACUUAGGCAGAUUGACUGGGAAACAUUGUCUAAGGAUCAUCCUGUCAAAGAGACUGCUGGUUCUGUAUCUAACUGAGAACUCAGUUCUGAGGAGAGAUUAAACUUGAAGCGACACGAGUAACCUGAUGGUAGAUUUAGAUCAAUUGAGGGAAUGAGAUGAUUCAGAUUGUUUCAUAAAACGAGUUGGUUAGGAAGGGCUUAUGACUAUUGGUUCUUCUGCAGGUCAUCUGGUUUUUGCUUUUAUUGCUUCUGUUUAUUUAAGGAGAUGCAAAUACAUGUCUUUUGUUUCUUUUUUUGUUUUCUCUUUUUUUAACAAUUAUUACCAAUAUUGGUGUGAAAUUUUCUAAGUGGUUUUAAGAAUUUGCUUGUUAUUUUGAUA